CCAGGACACGCCGAGGGCAGCGCGUCGUUUGACGUCACGAGCAGUUCCCGGUGCAGCGGAGGAUCAGGCCUGGGAGCGAGCGCAGCCACACAGCCGCCAACAUGCCGCGAAUCAUGAUAAAGGGAGGGGUGUGGAGGAACACGGAGGAUGAAAUUCUUAAAGCAGCUGUUAUGAAAUAUGGCAAAAACCAGUGGUCUCGUAUUGCUUCUCUCUUGCACAGAAAAUCUGCCAAGCAGUGCAAAGCACGAUGGUACGAAUGGUUGGACCCGAGCAUCAAAAAAACAGAAUGGUCUCGCGAAGAGGAGGAGAAAUUACUACACUUGGCCAAGCUAAUGCCUACACAGUGGAGAACGAUUGCACCAAUCAUAGGCAGGACAGCUGCACAGUGCCUGGAACACUAUGAAUUCCUGCUGGACAAAGCUGCUCAGAGAGAUAAUGAAGAAGAGGCAGCGGAUGACCCUAGAAAACUUAAACCUGGAGAAAUCGAUCCAAAUCCUGAAACCAAACCAGCAAGACCCGAUCCAGUUGAUAUGGACGAAGAUGAACUUGAGAUGCUUUCUGAAGCUAGGGCCCGUUUGGCUAAUACACAAGGAAAAAAGGCAAAGAGGAAAGCCAGAGAGAAACAGUUGGAGGAAGCAAGGCGCCUUGCGGCACUUCAGAAGAGGAGGGAGCUCCGUGCUGCAGGAAUAGAUAUACAGAAGAAGAGGAAAAAGAAACGUGGUGUAGAUUACAAUGCAGAAAUCCCGUUUCAAAAGAAACCCGCGCCUGGAUUUUACGAUACGGCAGAGGAAAACUAUGAUGCACUAAAUGCAGAUUUUAGAAAGCUCCGCCAGCAGGACUUGGAUGGGGAGCUGAGAUCUGAAAAAGAAGCAAAAGAAAGAAAGAAAGACAAGCAAAAUAUAAAAAGGAAAAAGGAGUCUGAUCUUCCAUCAGCAAUUCUGCAGACAACUGGCGGGGUAUCUGAACUCACAAAAAAAAGAAGCAAACUGGUUCUCCCCUCACCUCAGAUUUCAGAUGCAGAGCUUGAGGAAGUUGUGAAGAUUGGCCAGGCCAGUGAAAUCGCUAGACAAACAGCGGAGGAAUCCGGUAUCACCAAUUCUGCUUCCAGUACGCUGCUAUCGGAGUACACUGUGGCCAACAGCAGCAUAGCCUUAAGAACCCCUAAGACACCUGCGGCACAAGAUCGAAUCCUGCAGGAAGCACAGAAUCUGAUGGCACUCACCAAUGUGGAUACUCCGCUUAAAGGGGGGCUUAAUACUCCUCUUCACGAGAGUGACUUUUCUGGAGUAACACCACAGAGACAGGUCGUUCAGACACCAAACACCGUGCUCUCCACACCCUUCAGGACACCGUCUCAGAACUCAGAAGGAUUAACCCCUCGUGGGGGCAUGACUCCUAAACCUGUUAUUGGAGCAACUCCAGGAAGAACACCGCUGCGGGACAAGCUUAACAUAAACCCAGAGGAUGGAUCAGUAGAUUACAAUGACCCAACUUACAUUAAGCAAUUGGAAAGAGAAUCCCGUGAACAUCUGCGUCUUGGGCUGAUGACUCUUCCAUCUCCGAAAAAUGAUUUUGAGAUUGUUCUGCCAGAAAAUGCUGAGAGAGAACUUGAGGAACAUGACCAGGAGGAGACCUUUAUUGAGGAUGCCGCGGACGUGGAAGCACGCAAGCAGGCAAUACGAGAUGCACAACGAGCAAAGGAGAUGAAACAGAGACACAAAGCCAUUCAGCAAGACUUACCGCGACCUUCUGAAGUAAAUGAAACUAUAUUGAGGCCUGUAAAUGUUGAACCUCCACUCAGUGAUCUACAGAAAAGCGAAGAGAUGAUCAAAAAGGAGAUGAUCACAAUGCUGCACCAUGACUGUCUCCAUUAUCCAUAUGGCGACAAUGUUGGAGUAAAGAAGGGGAAAGGUCCUGGUUCUGGAACUACUAACGCAGAGCAUAUUACAUACCUAGAGCAUAGUCCGUAUGAAAAGAUUUCCCAUGAAGAUGUAAAGCAUGCAGAAGAACUCCUGCAGCAAGAAAUGGAAGUAGUGAAGCAGGGAAUGGGGCAUGGAGACCUCUCUAUAGAUGCUUAUAACCAAGUGUGGGAAGAGUGUUACAGUCAAGUGUUGUAUCUGCCUGGCCAAGGGCGUUAUACAAGGGCUAACUUGGCAAGUAAGAAGGACAGAAUUGAAUCGCUUGAAAAGAGACUGGAGAUAAACAGAGGUCAUAUGACCGCCGAGGCCAAAAGAGCUGCAAAGAUGGAGAAGAAAAUGAAAAUUCUGCUUGGUGGUUACCAGUCAAGAGCAAUGGGACUAAUUAAACAGCUCAAUGAGGUCUGGGAUCAGUAUGAACAAGCCAACCUGGAGUUACGGACAUUUGAGGAACUUAAAAAACACGAAGAUAUGGCAAUUCCAAGGAGGAUGGAAUCCCUGAAAGAAGAUGUCCAACGACAAGAGGAAAGAGAAAAAGAGCUUCAGCAGAGAUUUGCUGAAUUGAUGCUGGAAAAAGAGAAAUGUGGAUCCAGUUUUUAGUUGUAGAAAAGCCACCCUGUCCUUCAGUCGUUUUUGCAUGUGCACGCCAUGCUUUCUGUGAUGAGACCCGUACCAGAACUCAGCACGCUGUUGGUUUCACUCCUGUGUGCGUCUGCUAACAUUCAAAAAAACUGUUCCGUUUGGUGUAAGAAUUGUAUCAAGCAUCAUAAACCGCUUAGUGUUUUUGCAAUAAAUUGAUCAAACACAUCUGGUUUAAAGACUCUAAAUGGAAGCAAAGUGAAACCAGUGGAUAUGUAUAUAUUUUUAUUUUGUGAUACAGAUAAACUCUUUUUUUUAUUUUAAUUGCGUGCUCAUAAAUAUGUCAGUUGGAAGAAAUACUUGUUUGGACUCUGAGGUGAGAUAUGUAUACUGUUACUGACUGUAUAUUUGUUGGCUUUUAGGCGAUUGCCGAUUCAUUCCUCUGAAAUGACAUAGGGACAUUGUUGGAUGAGUCCUUAAUCUUAGAGAUUUACAUUUCCUGCAGAUAAUUGAUGUACAAUAAACAUACAUGUGAACUGUG
Molecule: messenger RNA, 3036 nt
Organism: Pelobates fuscus (common spadefoot toad)
Lineage: Eukaryota; Metazoa; Chordata; Amphibia; Anura; Pelobatidae
Gene: CDC5L
Product: cell division cycle 5 like
Exons: 16
Coding region: 102-2516 (804 amino acids)
Biological process (GO): mRNA splicing, via spliceosome; regulation of transcription by RNA polymerase II
Cellular component (GO): spliceosomal complex; Prp19 complex
Molecular function (GO): DNA-binding transcription factor activity, RNA polymerase II-specific; RNA polymerase II transcription regulatory region sequence-specific DNA binding
Source: RefSeq, a predicted model, not a curated record